GAGUCAUUGCUCUGCCAGUGGUUCGCACCAAAAGGCAGUUUUAGUUCGUUUUUAUACAGUCUAUUUUCCGGUUCUUAUGGUUGCUCGUUCUGAUUUGCUGGUGUACUCUGCGAUUUUAGCAAGCGGGGCCGAGCAGUUGCUCGGGGGUCGCUUCCACCUCCUGGUGGGAGUUGAUAAGGGUCUGCUGUGGUCUUUCUCAGCACGUCCUCUGGUAUUGUUCUGUCUCUGUGGUCUUGUGGGGGCUGCUCUUGGUUUACUCAACAGGAAGAGGUGCUAACGAGUAACCCUUUGCACUCAGCGUCUGUAAGCACUUACUGAGCAGGAUUUGAUAACAAAGCACGUUCCAAUACAGGGAGGGAGUGGGGUGGCCCAUGCAGUGCCCUGGGGGGACAGACCCCGCUCUCCCCGGGCAGGGGUCCCUCUUGGGGAGCCGCAGCCCCGGGGCUAUGGGGACUGAGCGUGUCCCAGCGGGAUUGUGCAAACUCCCCGCUCUGGGAGCUGAACUCGGGCCGUAUCUCCGCGCUGCACUUUGCACCCCGGCUGCGGUGACCUCACGCCGGCUCCCUGGGCCGCGUUUAAAGUCCAGGCAGAGCGGUGCCACUGCCUCCUACACUGAGCAGCUCAUCCCCACCGCUCACCCCUGUGCCUGCCCCGGGGCUCCGGGAGCGGGCUCAGCAUGCGGCUGCUGCUGGAGGCAGCGCUCCUGUGCCUGACCCUGCGCCUGGGGCACUGCUCCGAGGAGGCAGCGCCCGACAGCACCGGCCAACAGGACACCCAGGCACAGUCAUCCUAUUCCGAAUGGGGCAUCGAGACCAUCCGGGAUGGCUUUGAGACGGUGAACAGCUACUUCGAUUCCUUCUUGGAACUGCUUGGGGGAAAAAACGGAGUGUGUCAGUACCGCUGUCGAUACGGGAAGGCUCCCAUGCCACGGCCUCACUACAAACCCCAAGAACCCAACGGCUGUAGCUCCCAUUUUCUGGGGCUCAAGCUAGACUUGGGCAUCCCUGCCAUGACCAAGUGCUGUAACCAGCUGGACAUUUGUUAUGACACCUGUGGGGCCAACAAGUACCGCUGUGACGCCAAGUUCCGCUGGUGCCUCCACUCCAUCUGCUCCGACCUCAAGCGCAGCCUGGGCUUCGUCUCCAAGGUGCAAGCCUGUGAAUCCAUGGCAGACACGGUGUUCAACGCCGUCUGGACCCUGGGCUGCCGGCCCUUCAUGAACAGCCAGAGGAGCGCCUGCAUUUGCAGCGAGGAAGAGCGGGAUGAGCUGUGAGGAAGAGCAGCCGCCCGGUGUCCGUGAGCCGCUGCCAGCGCCCCUCUCCAGCACAGUGACUCCUGUCAGCCCUCGGGAUGAGGGACCCGGGCCAAGGCAGCAUCCACGAUGCUCUGGGCAGGGCAGAGCAGAGCCAGCCCACGAACAGAGGGCAGCUGCAGCUCAACAGCCCCACUGCCCCUUCCCAAGCUGGCAGGAUCCCAUGCCAGUUCUCUCCACGGACCGAGCAGGAGAGGCAAGCAGGAUGCAGUGCUGGUUAUCAACACAGGACUUACCUUAAAUACACACUCUUACCUCCCCCCACCCUGUACCUCUCUCAUUUGCAGUGCAAGGCAUUAGGUUUCUGCAAUUCCCAGUCCGUGGACGUGCUAUUUACAUUUUUGCACUGCCGGUGACAGACUGAAGAGGGGUAAUUUGCUUUCAGUACAUUGCUCACAUCCAUCCCUGACACUUGCCAUCCUGUCAUUACACACCCUGAUGCCCCUGCAUAUUUAAAUACUUGGUGGAUCCUAAACUGAUUGAAGACAUCUGGAGAUUUCUCAAGCAUGAGUAAAGGAGAAGGGCUUGAGGUGUUUGUGGUACACAACUGAUAUUUGGGACCAAAGCCCACCAUUUAUUAGAUGUGAAACCACAGCCCUCUCCCCCAGUCUCAGGAGAGGAAGCCACUUUUCUUUGCCAGUCAUCCACAUCUAUUUAAUUACUUUUCUCCUGUAGCAUUGAACAAAGCUUUGCCCUUAGGAUCCCUUUUUACACAAAAUGGCUGGGUAUCCACCUCCAUCUCUUUCACAAAGGAAACAGGAGGCUCAAGUGGCCUUGGAUGAGAUACUGCAAAUUCUGGAGUCUUAUCUGUCAGGUGACAGGAUUUACGUGCUACCUCUGUGGGGCUGCUAUCAGCAGCCUCAGACACCAUCCCUUCUAAAACGUGGUUAAUACUCCCAUCUGUUAUGGGGAGCUUUUGUUGCAUGCAAAACCAGAAUUUAAAGUGGUGCAUGGCAUUCUGCCUCCACAGAACACUGGCAAACAGCUUUCAGCUGGGUUUCUUGUUGGAAGGAAGUUGCUACUGGGUGUGCUCGUGCCGUGCCAUGUAAAUAUUUCAGCGGCUCCUGCAAAUAUAUUUAUAGUUAUGUUCUUCCAUCUGCCACAGAGAAGUUAAGGCUGCAAAAGGGUUGAUUUAACAAGAGUGGAAAGAGUCUGUCUUGGUUGCUUUUCUUCCAGUUUAAAUGGAUUUAAAAUGUAUGCAUGGAGCUAUAAAUUAUUUAAGCCCUGUAUUCCUGCUCCUGCCAGUCACCUUUGCCUUGCAGUGAACAGCAACGAGACCUUCAGCCGGCCCCAAGUGGGCUGGGACUGCAAGAGCCCCCUGGUAUCCAGACCAGGAAAAUGGAAGUGACUGCAUGGGGUGUACUGGGAUGUUUUCCACCACAGAGGACUUCAACACUGAUCAGAUGUAAUGAUAGCCUUUCCCAGCUGGGCUAAUGCCACUGGAGAGGGAAUUCUGCAUUGCUGAGGUUAACUGCUCUGUCAGAGCAUGAGGCUGGACAGACAACCUUGAUUAUCCAGAUAAGAAACAAAAUCUUCCUUUUGGAUAGGGAUGGGAAGGAAACAUUGCUCAUUCCAGACACUUCCAAACUUUGUGUUUUGUUGAUAAAAUGGUGCCUGUGGCCAGUUUAAAUGUGAACAUACUCUUAUGGUUAAAUGAAAAAAAAAAAGACAUUAAAAUAGCUAUAUUGUCCAUGUUCAAUAGCCCACUGGAUGGUAAAUAUUUUAAAGUAUUUUAUAGUUCAAGUGAUAUCAGAUUAAAGUGAAGUUCUGGCAGGUGAUGACAAACACUGGAGAGAUCAAAGGGUUCUGAAUAAAAUCUCUGUACCUAGACACUGAUGCGCUGGAGACGUCGCUAACAUAAACCAUAAUCUCUCCCUGCUUUCAGACCACCAUUCAUCCCAAAACCCUAGAGACUGCAGCAAGCUGGCCAGCUGCUGAAUAAGUUCCUUUUUCACUGUGGUAAUCUGAAAAACUCCACCAGCACCUCCACAAGGAAAUAUCUGAACUUUCAAGUGGUGGCAGUGACUCCGGCAAAGCACCAGAUAAUCCUAGUAGGAGCAAACCAGCGCAUGAACUCCAGUAAAACUGCAUCCUAACUAAAAACUGCUUCCCCUCCCUGCCACUCCUGCUAUCCAGUGAUGUACAGCCAUGGAAGCAGCUGAUCACAGGAUUCUCCAGGUUGCUGCACAAACCUUGGGUCAUCUUCAAUUCCAUCCCAAGGCUUUCUCUUGACUUUGUGCAUUGGCAGGAUUGUUUUCAGCUGCAGAGUGGAAAAGCUGCUUCACAUGAAUUUGUCAGGAAGAACCGAGUUAUGUGCACAAUAACUGAAAUAAGCCAGGAAGGGAACUUCUCCCUCCAUCCCUGCCCCCACAUCCCUUCCAUAUGAACAAACAAGACCAGCUGAUUCUCCAGGAGGCACCAGAUAAUUAAUUUCAUUUCCCAGCUCUUGUUUUAUCAAAACAAAUAAAUUUAGCAGGGGUUGCCUGAACAAAGAAGUGACAGUGGGAAACUGCCCCUGUGGUCCUAAUGCAGAUGUGAAUCAGCAGAACAGCAAUCCCAGGAGAAGCUUUUUUCCUUUCUUUUUCUUUCACAUAUGUUAUAUAACACAUGAAUAGUGUCUUUCCAUUUAUACCUACUUAUCGUCAUAGAAAUAUUUUUGUUUACUCUAACACACACACACAUGUAUUUCCAAGAUUGGAAAAGCAGCCAUGAAGCUAUUUAGAAAAAUUAUUAAACUCUCAGCCAUUAAAUGUUCAUUCCUCACUGGAAUCUCACUUGCCAGAACAAAUAA
This is a messenger RNA of Catharus ustulatus (Swainson's thrush), 4103 nucleotides long. It is a transcript of the gene PLA2G12B, whose product is annotated as phospholipase A2 group XIIB. The transcript is spliced from 4 exons. The coding region runs from base 677 to 1273 and encodes 198 amino acids. Lineage: Eukaryota; Metazoa; Chordata; Aves; Passeriformes; Turdidae. The record is from RefSeq and is a predicted model, not a curated record. Gene Ontology annotation, cellular component: extracellular region. Gene Ontology annotation, molecular function: A2-type glycerophospholipase activity; calcium ion binding. Gene Ontology annotation, biological process: phospholipid metabolic process; triglyceride homeostasis; lipid catabolic process.